Drosophila grimshawi is the source of this 2534-nucleotide messenger RNA. RefSeq lists its product as uncharacterized. The coding region runs from base 347 to 1576 and encodes 409 amino acids. The record is from RefSeq and is a predicted model, not a curated record. Gene Ontology annotation, molecular function: protein binding. Lineage: Eukaryota; Metazoa; Arthropoda; Insecta; Diptera; Drosophilidae. The transcript has 6 exons.
UUAUUUUGGCAUUUGUUUAAUUGAUUCAAUGCCUUUUUUUUAUUGUGGUGUGCUGCACGUUAGAAUCGCCCAGUGACGAAGUUAAAGUUACGUCAAAAGGAGGCACCAGUGAGGCGACAAUAACAACAAUAGCAACGAGAACAAGCGUAGAAUAGCGUUUAGCCGUGUGGCAGUCUUUGGCGCCUCGUCUCCCCGCCCCUCGUUUUUGUCACGAGUUACCAUUUGUUAUACUUGUUUUUGUUAUUUUGUUUUUACUUACUUUCGCUUUUCAUAUUACCCAUUGCUGAUUUCCAGCCGGCAUCGGCAAGGCCAACAACAACGCUUAUGUAAAGUGUAAUAUGGAAGCAUGUCUUCCACAUCCAGCUACGUGCUAGCGCUGUCAUCGUUCAAUUUAUUAUUGUUCACCCAAGUGCUAACGGUGCUCAGUAUCACAAUCAAGUACAACGAAUACGCGACGGAUAAGGGCGGUAAUGUCAGCAUACCAUGUAUAGCAGAGGGCAGUAUAAUGUGGGUUAAGGAACACGGCAGUAAUAGCACCAUUAUUCAGACUGGGCGUGUGUUGUUGUUGCGCAAUGUGAAUACUUCGGAUAGCGGCAUUUAUGUGUGCUUUGCGACGCUGCCACUGGCAACAACGAGAACAACAUCCAUAAUAGCGACCACAGUCACAACCACAAUACCAGCGACUACCUCACCGCAGCAGCAAUCAUUGGAAGGGGAACAGCAGGAUGAACAGCAGCAGAAGCAGCCAGCCAUUCAGGAUGAAGUGGAGCAGGUGGAGGAGGAGGAGCGAGCGUAUCAGGCUUUUCAACGAAUCAAGCUAACGGUGCGCACCACACCUGGCCCGGUGACACAGCUCUAUUUUAAGGCGUCCACCAUACUGGGCUUUCUCAUUUGGCGUUUCAAUAAGACUCAAUCCGGUGGCUACCCGGUGCGCAGUUUUACCGCUGAAUUUCGCAAUGUUUCGUAUAAAACCCCGCCGGCAAAUGCCAGCUUUGAGAACGAGUGGAGUCGCAUGGAUCCCAUUAAUAUAGCGCCCAACGUGCGACAAAUGGAGGUCUAUCGCUUGGCCCCCAACACCACAUACGAGUUUCGAAUAUGGGCCAACAAUGAGUUGGGCAGCGGUGAAGUGGUCACCACCAAUGUGACAACAUUGCCGGAGACCAAGGAAGAGGAUCUCAUACGCCUUAUAAAACCCGACUUAGAUAAUUUCGAUCCACGCAUUUGGAUAGUCGCCGUCAGUAUAGUGCUGGGAACACUUGUGAUAUUAGCCAUUGGACUCUGUAUUGUGCUCUCUAAGGAGUGCUAUCAAUCAACGCAAAUGGAACUUCAAGAUGGUUGGGACAGCAUUGAGCUUAUACCGAAUAUAAUACUUAAUCCUGGUUUCAGUGAAUCCGACGGAGCCAAGAGCGUGCCGCCAUUUACGCGCACCGUCAUCUUUGGCCACAAUGGACAACAAUACAAUGAUGAUGAUUACGAUGAGGAUGAUGAUUACGAUGAGGACGUGGAGCCGACAAUGGAAAAAUUGAAGCGUAAAGUUUCCGUGUUUUUUACAGGUCCCACCAUUAAACGUAUUUGAAAGUACAAAGUCCAAUUUUAUGGCUACACAUAUACAGAUCUAUUUAGGUUGUUGAUUGUGCUACGGUUUAACCCAUAUACACAUAUGUUUGUACAAUACUAUGUAGAGCUUAUAAUUUGUGCUAUAGGCCAAUAAUUAUUUGAUUAGGUUUCAUUUGCCAAAACACAAGAUUUUAUAUACUACUAAACGCUAUUUGAGGUUCGCAUUAAAAACGCUUUGGGCAAAUCGCAUUCAAAUAUAUUUAGUUAUUGUUAUUAUUAGCUUUUGUAAACGAUUAGACUUUCUACUUUAAAGUGAGCUUCAAGAAGAACUGAAACUUUAAAAUAUGGAAACAAAUCCCUGGCUAGUUUUGCUAAUUUGAAACUUCAAUCGAUUUUCCAUCAUAGAUAAGCUCACUUUUGUAGAUAACCCAGAUUACAAAUGCUUCAUCAAAGUUGACUAAAAACGUUAGCAAACAGUAUAUCUGACAUUAGUUUUCGAAAGAAGUGUCAAACAUUUCGAGCUCAUAUUUUGGUCAGGUUAGAGACGAGACACACACUCACACUCAUACAUAUUAACAUGUGUAUUUUACAUAAUAAAAUUACAAAUAUAUUGCUGUGAUACAAAUUCAAUUGAAGGACAUUGUAAGGAUAUAUUAAUAUGUACUCGUAAAUAGCAAAAUCAAAUCGAAUCAAAUCAUACACACACAAGCCUUUAUGUAUUUUAAUUAAGUAGCUAAUUAUUGUUAUUUUAAAAGAGCCUUCAUCAGAAAUUUGCUGAAGAACAUUCCCUUUUAGAAUAUCCAAAGAAAUGUAGAAAACCUUGGAAAGUAUUGGUUAGUUAGCAAUUCCAGUGAAAAUAGCAACAACAACAAAAAGAAGAAGAAAAGAAAACGAAAUUUAAAUUGCUGCUUAAAGCUGCAGUCUCCAGUUUACAAUUAUGUGUUUUUAUAUCCCUAAAAUAAUAAUCAAAAACGAAA